This is a messenger RNA of Octopus sinensis (East Asian common octopus), 5266 nucleotides long. RefSeq names its product L-fucose kinase. Gene Ontology annotation, molecular function: fucokinase activity; ATP binding. The coding region runs from base 1291 to 4554 and encodes 1087 amino acids. The transcript is spliced from 28 exons. Gene Ontology annotation, biological process: GDP-L-fucose salvage. The record is from RefSeq and is a predicted model, not a curated record. Lineage: Eukaryota; Metazoa; Mollusca; Cephalopoda; Octopoda; Octopodidae.
AAGACUAACCUCACUUUUCGGUUCUUCAUACAGAUGACAGGUUUAAUGGCGGGGGGGGGGGGGACUGGGUAUAAAGUCCUAUUUCUUUCAAACGACGAACCACAGUCUUCCAAGACACAUUGAUUCUGUAAUCACGAUUUACUAGGCGAGAAAUUCCUGCAGCAGUAUCGAAGCGGUCUCUCAACGACAGCGUCUGGAUCACACAAUCUUGCCGAACACUUGUUUUCCGUGGUCUCCCUUGUUUUUCUAAUAACACAAAAAAAGUUUGUUUCUUCAUAAAGCAUUGAGUAUUCUUGAAACAACACUCUUUGAUCUGUUAAUGUCUCUGGCGAUAGCAGAAACUGCAAUUCUUUCUUUUUUCAAUGUGACUACUCGCUUCCUGAGGCUUUCAUCAACUUUACGUCGGCUUUCCAUGGUUGUUAAUUAACUUUCGCACUGUUAGAUCAACUUUAUUUACAUAGGUCGGAGUGUUGCCAGAUUUUACUUUUUGAAGUUUACGCUCUACGUUCUCUCAUUUUAUCCAUCUUCUAUUUUUCACAUAAACAUUUUCUGUAUUAUAAAUUAUUCCUACAAAAAUUAUUGUAAAUAAUGAACAUACUGUAAAGUAUAUACACCAAAAAUUUUAUUCGGAAAAAUGAAGUAGAGAAGUAAAUCUCUUUAAUUUUUAUUUUCGUUCUCUAAUUUUGGCCACAAUUAUAUAUAUGUAUGCAUUUCGAGACGUACAUUCCUGAAAAAACCGGUGCUUUCAAACGAAUUCUUUAUGUAAUAGUUGCAGCUAUUGUGACUUACUAGUUGAUUCACUGGGGAUUCAACGACUCAGUGCUUGCGAUAUAAAAUGAAUUUUUUGAAAAAGUAAAUAUGUUAGGCUGUAAAUACAAUCGAUAAAGAAAUUUAAAUAUGAAAAGCUACUUUUCAAACUACUAGAAUAUUUUUCUCAAGAGGAAGUAAGUCGUAGUAGAAAAGGGGUGGUUCACAAUUUAAAACGGAUAAGAAAGAGUUGAAGCUCAACUCAAAUUUAAUUUAAAACAACUAUAUCUUCGCAUCUUUCGAUAAAUUUCCUCCGUGGCAACGGGAAAAAUAAUUAAACUGGAGUACUGCAUGAUCAUUUAUUCUUCCACCUUGCCAAUCAACCCAAGAUAACGAGUUUCAGUUGUCUCAACUAAAAGAGAUCCCUGUCGUAAAUCGUCAGAAUACCAAAGGAAUUCCAACGAAAGUGUUCGUAAAAUAAUGAAAUGACUUUUUGCUGAAAUACCAUUUUUUAUUCAAGGUCAGUUCUUUUAAGAAAAUGAUAUGGAGCCUAAUCAGGCCAACUUCCAGUGGACUGCUAUUGUGCUUACCUGCUCUGAUAACCAAUGGUCACAAUCUGUGCAACAAGAAUUGGAUAUAAGACAAGCGAAAGGCUUAUUCCCAAAAGAUGUAAUUUUGCUAACCAUUGAAGAUCCAAAAUCAAAUGUUGGAAGUGGAGGAGCAACAAUUAAUGCUUUGUUGGCUGUUACUGAACAUAUCUGUGCUAAAAAAGGAUAUACGGCUAUUAAUGCUGAUGUUCUCCAAAACUGCUACAUACUUAUCCUUCACAGUGGUCGAUGUUAUCCCUACAGUUCCUGUAGACACGCUUUCCUUCCAUUACCUGUGAAAUACCAGAAAUCAAGUUAUGACUCGCUUCUCUGUCUUAUUGACAUUACUUACAAAACUAUAACUGAAAAUAUUGCUCAAUAUGCUCCCCCUGGUAUCUGGGUGUGCAGCACAGAUAUGAUGUUAUGUGUUCCUGAGGGUGCUAAAUUCCAAUGGACAGAUGCAGAUGUUUGUGCUGUUACAUUUCCAAGUACUGUUUCAUACUGCAAAGACCAUGGUAUAUACAAGACAGAUUCUCAGGGCUUCGUUGAGGAUAUCCUUUAUAAAGUUGAUGAAAACGAGAUUUUGAAAUAUAUUGGCCCAAAUGAAAAUCCAUUAAUUGUUACUGGUUUGGUAUAUUUCAAACAGAAUGUGGCAGAAAAGAUUCUUUCAUUUCAUGUGAAACCUCCAUUAGAUGGUUGCACUUACAUUGGCCUUGAUAGUGGACAAACGCCAAAACAGUUGUCCCUCUUCUUUGAUGUGUUGCUGCCAAUGGCUACCAAUAUAACAGAAGAAGAUUUCGUAUCUGGGAAAAGAGUUCAUUCUUUUAAAGACUUUCCUAUCAACGAAAACGGAAGUGGAGAUUGGCAAAAUGCUAAAGAAGUGCGUCAAAUUUUGUGGAAUGAAUUGAAUAGUUUAAAAAUAAUGACUUGUGUGAUAGAAGGUGGCCAAUACCUCUAUCUGACUAAUUCAGCUCAAGACUUCCUCAGUCAGAUCAUCCACUGCCCACUUCAAUCCCAGUCAAAACAUUUGGUUUGGCACAAACUCACCCAUUCUUAUAUUGAUUCUGAAGCAGACAUCAGCGAAACUAGCACACUCAUCAACAGUGUCAUUCAAAAGAACAUUGAAGUUGGAGAAAAGUCGGUGUUGAUUAAUUGUUAUUUGGAUGGCAAAAUUCAAAUUGGCAACAAUUCCCUAUGUAAUGGCCUCCGUUUGGAUCUUUCAAAUAAAAACAAAUAUAUGAAUUUUCCUAACAAUUUAGUCAUUCAAGGUUUUAACAUUCUUUUAAAAUCCUUGGAAACCAGUAAAUAUAUCAUGACAGUUCAUGGAAUCAACGAUUCAUUAAAUGGUUCUUUAAAUGCUGAGAAUGCAACCUUCUGUAACCAGAAGUGGAAAGAUUUUAUCAAGAGGACUGGUAUUAAAGAAGAAGAACUUUGGAACACCUCUGAUGAUUCUUCUAAAAAAGUUCUUUGGACUGCAAAGCUGUUUCCUAUUUUCCACCAUGAAGAAAAUGUUGGUAUGAAAGAAAUUCUGUGGCUGUUAGGUGAAAGCUGUGAUGGAGCUGAAGUUCCCAAGAAAUGGAGAGAAUCUUGGAGAUUAUCUUUAUCAGAGAUUUUAAAAUUAGUCGACCUUAGCAGUGAAUUUUCUCUUCGAAGAAAACUGUUCUAUGAAAUUAGUGAACAGCAUGUGAAAACAACUCUUUUAAAUGGAGAAAAUAAUGGUCUGCGAUAUAUUUACAAAAGUGUCACACUGGAAUCACAAGAAUAUUCUUUAAGCAUGUUGAAGGCAUUGGACAAUGUUGCCAUAAACUGUCAGGAAACUCCUGGGAUUGCAGCCCGAACAUUGGCUAACAUAGCUGAUUUGUUAGCAACUAUGGCCAAGGGUUGUGGAGGGUUGCGUAGUGGACCAGCUGCUAAUUCGGCGUGGAAUAAAGCUUUCCAGUUUCUUGAGAUGAACCAGAUUGCUAAUGGAAUUAAAUCUUUGGCAAAAGAACGAAACAAAUGGCUGCACCGACCAGACUUGUUAAUCCGAGCAUCCAGACACUAUGAAGGUGCUGCACAAAUUCUAAUUCGGCAAGCAGUCAUGACUGGUAAAAAGUUUGUAGAAGUGAAAGAUGGCGUUUUGCCUGAUUAUGAAAAAUGGAUCACAGUGGAGUGCCCUGCUCGACUUGAUCUUAGUGGUGGCUGGACAGAUACACCUCCUAUUACAUAUGAAUGUGGUGGGGCAGUGACUGGAGUUUCUAUUACCAUUAAUGGAAAGAAACCAAUUGGAGCAAAGGCAAAAAGAAUAGAAAAUCCUCAGAUUGUCAUUGUAUAUGGUAAUGUCCAUCUAGUGAUUGAAGAGCUAAACCAGCUGGAAGAUUAUUUUAAUCCUCAUGCUCAAGGUGCUCUUAUCAAAGCAGCUUUCCUCUCUGUGAAUCUUAUAUGCCUUUCAUCACCCAUGUCUCUCAAAGAUCAGUUAAUUUCUAAAUAUAAAGGCGGCUUUGAAAUUCAUUCUUGGUCAGAUCUUCCUCAAGGAUCUGGUCUUGGCACGAGUAGUAUCUUAGCUGGUGCUGUUAUUGCUGCUGUUGUAACUGCUGCUGGAAAAGUUAUUGAUGCUAAAAGUUUACUGCAUUCGGUCCUUUAUCUGGAGCAACUGAUGACAACUGGAGGUGGCUGGCAGGACCAAGUUGGGGGUUUAUUAGGUGGUGUAACCCUGGGAAGUUCUUUGGCUAAAAUACCAUUGUUUAUUGAUUACAAACACAUCAGUGUCACUCCAGAUAUCAUAGAAUUAUUCAAUCAAAGACUUGUACUUAUUUACUCUGGAAAAACAAGGCUUGCCAGAAAUUUACUACAGAAUGUUCUCCGUGAAUGGUACGCUCGGAAACCUGGCAUUGUUUCAACAAUAUAUAAUCUAAAACAAUUAGCUCAUGACUGUGCCACACACUUUAGCGAAGGUAAUUUGGAAUCUGUUGGUCAGUGCAUAGACAAAUACUGGACACUGAAGAAAAACAUGGCUCCUGGAUGUGAACCAGCAGCUUUGAAAGAACUGAUGGAUAUACUGCGACCAUAUAGCUAUGGAAUGAGUUUAGCUGGAGCAGGUGGAGGAGGAUUUUUCUAUGCAAUUCUUAAGGAUUUAAGCAUUAAAAGCCAACUUCAAACUAUAUUAUCCUCAAUAAAGGGCCUGGAGAGUGCUGUGCUGUACGAAGCUGUUAUCGACCCAGUUGGCAUGACUAUUAACUAAGUUUAUCAGGGGUUUAAAAAUGGGAUAUUUAUUUUGAAAAUAAACAAUAAGUAACCUAGGUUUAUUAGGUUUUAAAUUAUUGCAAAUCAUUUAUGAAAACUUUUCUAAAAGACUUUUAUUUUAUAAAAUGGACUAAGAUUAAUGAAAUUGAAUAUUUGGAGUGAAGAUUUAAGGUAGGCGGGAUUUAGCAUCAAAAUUGUUUACUGACUCUAAUUAGAGAUUCACAUCACAAUUUUGAGUAAUUAGGCUAACAUUAUCAACUUAAACUUUUGUUUUUAAUUACUUAAUGGGAAAUUUAACACUUUUUGUUUAACAAUUCUUUUUCAAGCUAACACAAGUGGGAUGAUUUUAUAAAACAAAACACAAAAAAAAGUGAACAUUUACAUCAAAUAGCAAAAAAUCUGUGGAGAAGAAUUGAGAUGUGAAGUCAGCUAAGCAGAAUGAAGCAAGCUCUUUUCCUUGGCAAAAAAAAUAAAUCGCAGCAAUCAAUAAUUUAACGUAACUCCACAGACCUUGUACUUGCAUAGGAAAAGCAGUGGUUUUAAUUUUAAAUACUAACAAGUAACAUUUAAAAAUGAAAAAUAUUUGGCUAAUGUAUUAAGUUCAGUUUUUCAGAAGUAUGUUAAUUAGCAAAUUUAAUAAAGAUCUAAAUGAUGCAUUUGUAUUUUUUGAAAGAUGGAAACAGUAUUAAAAUAUAUAUAUUUGUAUCUUU